Molecule: messenger RNA, 2729 nt
Organism: Nothobranchius furzeri (turquoise killifish)
Lineage: Eukaryota; Metazoa; Chordata; Actinopteri; Cyprinodontiformes; Nothobranchiidae
Product: zinc finger protein 391
Biological process (GO): regulation of transcription by RNA polymerase II
Cellular component (GO): nucleoplasm
Molecular function (GO): RNA polymerase II cis-regulatory region sequence-specific DNA binding; DNA-binding transcription repressor activity, RNA polymerase II-specific
Source: RefSeq, a predicted model, not a curated record
CAUUAUUUUGGUUAUAAAUGUAGUCUACACAACAGAAAAUCUGAGGAGCCACUUGGGAGCCGAAAGAGCAGGCUCUUUUUGGUGAGCUGAGCCAAAACAACCGGCUCUCUAAAAAGAGCCGGAAUUCCCAUCACUACUGGCUAGCAGACCUCUGGAGCAGGGGCAGCAAUCAGGGAGAAUCCCUCCCCGGUCACCGAGCGCAUGACUUCCGGCGGAAGUAAGUUGCUAGCAGCAGCGUUAUAGCUUGUUCUGUCGCGUCUGAGCUGAAUGUUUCAGGAGUUUCAGCAACCAUGUCUUCAGUUCAGCAUCUGAGAGAGUUCAUCAGCGAGCGCCUAGCUGCUGCUGCUGAGGAAAUAUUCUCCCAGUUUGAGAAAACCAUCGAAGAAGAGCUGGAAGCUCAGCGCAGACUGCUGGAUAUCAGCUGGAAAACAUCCCUCACGGCAGAACUCCCACAGCAUCGUGUUUAUGAACAGGUGGGAAGGACCUGUUGUGUGGAUGUGCAAGAACCAGAACCAGAACCUCCACAGACUGAAAACAGACCAGUUGAAUUCUGGACCAGGCAGGAGGACAAGCACCUUCUCCUGAAGAAGGACCUGGAUGGUUUUCUGUUAGAGUCGAGUUUGGAGGAAGCAUCUGCACUUUCUGAGGAUGUCAUGGUCCAGUUCCAGGACAUGAUGGCAGGUCCAGUCAGCAAGCAGGAUGAGGUUCUGAACAGCCAGCAGCUCAGUGACCAUGACCGGAAAUCCAGUUUGGACCAGUUAGACACUGGACCUCCUUCACAGAGUAAAGGUGACAAAGAAGAACCACAACCUUCACAGUUCAAAGAGGACCAGGUGGACCCAGGACCUCUACAGACGAAAGAGGACCAGGAAGACCUCCACAGCAGUCCAGACCAGGAGCAGCUGGUUCUGAAGAAGGAAGGUGAUGUCUUCAUGGUUACAGUGGAUUGUGAGGAACGUGAUCAGGCUGAAGCAGAACAGAGCAGUUUGGUUCUGUCCUCUCAAAAAGUAGAAGGCAGUUUGGAUCCAGAUGGUAUUGGACCCUAUUCCUGCAGCACUUGUGGGAAAAGCUUCUCUGACCUUUCAUCUCUGAAGUUCCACCAACAAACUCACCAGGACGAGAAGCCGUACUCUUGCCAGACGUGUUUGAAAAGCUUCGGUCGGCGUGACAGCCUGUUGCGUCACAUGAUCACUCACACCGGAGAGCGACGGUACUCCUGUCAGAUCUGUGGAGACCGCUUCGGCCUGAACAGUCACCUGUUGCGUCACAUGAGAACUCACACAGGUGAGAAGCCCUUUUCAUGUCAGGUGUGUCUGAAAAGCUUCAGCCAGAGCAACAGUCUGACGGAUCACAUGAGGAUCCACACGGGGGAGAAACCCUACUCCUGUGAGGAGUGUGGGAAGCGUUUCGUCCAGCGGGGGGCUCUGAACGUCCACAUGAGGACUCACACCGGAGAGAAACCGUUCUCCUGCAGCAUGUGUGGGAAAGGUUUCAGCGCCAGCACCAGCCUGCUGCACCACAUCAGAACUCACACCGGGGAGAAGCCGUUCUCCUGUAAACAAUGUGGGAAGAGAUUCAGUCAAAACAGCAACCUGAUGUCCCACAAGCGAAGCUCCCACAUGUGACGUUCUGACGGGUUCUGCCCUCGUUCAGGGUCCAGUGAAGGGCUUGCAUUUACAUAACGAUAAUUUUAUGUGUGUCUCUGUUCACUGUAAUCCAAAUAAACCCAACGACGUGUUCCAACCCACAACACCAUGACAGAAGUUAGAAAACUCACAACACACCGGUUUCUGUAAAAGAGGCAGUGGUCGCCUGGCAAGCCAUCCUAUACAUGUGAAUACAGGGAGUGCAGAAUUAUUAGGCAAAUGAGUAUUUUGUCCACAUCAUCCUCUUCAUGCAUGUUGUCUUACUCCAAGCUGUAUAGGCUUGAAAGCCUACUACCAAUUAAGCAUAUUAGGUGAUGUGCAUCUCUGUAAUGAGAAGGGGUGUGGUCUAAUGACAACAACACCCUAUAUCAGGUGUGCAUAAUUAUUAGGCAACUUCCUUUCCUUUGGCUAAAUCAGUCAAAAGAAGGACUUGACUGGCUCAGAAAGGUCAAAAAUAGUGAGAUAUCUUGCAGAGGGAUGCAGCAGUCUUAAAAUUGCAAAGCUUCUGAAGCGUGAUCAUCGAACAAUCAAGUGUUUCAUUCAAAAUAGUCAACAGGGUCGCAAGAAGCGUGUGGACAAACCAAGGCGCAAAAUAACUGCCCAUGAACUGAGAAAAGUCAAGUGUACAGCUGCCAAGAUGCCACUUGCCACCAGUUUGGCCAUAUUUCAGAGCUGCAACAUCACUGGAGUGCCCAAAAGCACAAGGUGUGCAAUACUCAGAGACAUGGCCAAGGUAAGAAAGGCUGAAAGACGACCACCACCGAACAAGACACACAAGCUGAAACGUCAAGACUGGGCCAAGAAAUAUCUCAAGACUGAUUUUUCUAAGGUUUUAUGGACUGAUGAAAUGAGAGUGAGUGUUGGUGGGCCAGAUGGAUGGGCCCGUGGCUGGAUUGGUAAAGGGCAGAGAGCUCCAGUCCCACUCAGACGCCAGCAAGGUGGAGGUGGAGUACUGGUUUGGGCUGGUAUCAUCAAAGAUGAGCUUGUGGGGCCUUUUCGGGUUGAGGAUGGAGUCAAGCUCAACUCCCAGUCCUACUGCCAGUUUCUGGAAGACACCUUCUUCAAGCAGUGGUACAGGAAGAA